AUGCUAAGCACAAUCACAAAGUCAUACACAAGACGGGAUAAGAAAGCACGAACCGGUUGCCGCCAGUGCAAGCAGAAACGCGUUCGGUGUGACGAGACACGCCCAGCAUGUAUCAACUGCGUUCGCAAGGGCCGGGUAUGUCCCGGGUAUCAGGUUUCCCUCUCCUGGUCUACGAAGCACGAGCAGCCGACUUCAAGGACAUUUCAGAGAGCCUCCGGACCCGCCGAUUUUGAGCAACUUGCAAGUGCUGCCUCGCAAGUCAUCCAUUACGGUGCGCAAAGAGGAGGAAGAACCAAUCUUGACCGGACCUCCCCGGACGCUGCCCCUAUACUGGAGCAUUGUGGUCAAGAUGGAGCUGGACCACAAACUCCACCCUUCCUAGUUAGCCACGACGAUGGAAUGCAACCUCUUGCAGCCGCUAUUACAUCUCCAAUUGGCUACUAUUCACCACCCUCGAAUACAGCACCACCACCGCUUGUCGAUGCGCUUACGCCGGUAUCGAUGGAGUACCCAUAUGACUUCGAUAUGUCUACUGCCUCUGUGGUGGCAGACACCGGGUGGGUCAGUGACGACGGGUAUUCUUCUAUUAUGACCUCUCCUCCCACGGGUACCCCUGCAGUUCCAAGCAUCCCAUUCAGCUGUCCGGAUCAAUUGAGUGUUUUGGAUACGCCGACAGCUGGCUUGGUUCAUCUUCCGACAUUCUUGGUACAACACUGGUUCGAUUCGGUGUGUCGUCAUUGGUCCGCGUUCGAUUCAGAAAACAACCCUGUCAGAUCCAUGGCAGCGUCUCUCUGGGGCUCCUCCCGAAUUGUGUUUUACUCUCUUCAAAACAUGUCCGCUGCAGCUCUGGUAGAAUAUAUGCCAGACGUGAAAGAGAUCGCGAGCAGUGCUCCUGCACUCGCUGUCGAAGCAAUCAGCGAAGAGCUGACAGAGCUUUACACAUCCGACGCAGGCAUUACACAAUUUCCGAAGGGGCUGAUGUUGGGACUGAUUUGCAUGGGCUCUUCCAUGUGCUGGGAUGACCCCCAGAAGACAGGAGCCCAUUUUUACCGCCAGGCUAGAAAGCUGAUGCGUCACUACAAGCUGAGAAGUGAUUAUCUGUCGCACGAGGAUCGACAGCUUCUAGAGUUCUUCGGCGGAUGCAUGAAAUACGAAAAGAUGUUACGCGACGUGAUUGGAGAACAGGAAGACAAAGCAAUCCGAACUUCAUCCUGCGGGGAGCGGCGACAGCGGAAACUCUCCAUAGCGCCUCAUGCGUGGACUGGCGUCUCUCCUGACCUGCUCGGCCUGUUUGGUGACGCCAUGUCACUAUGUCAAAGAGAGUGUGCAAGGCGAAGAGAGCAGACCAUGACGCGGGAGAGUUACAAGGUGGCUCUGGAUGCCAUUGAUGAGGCACAGAUCCUCGAAGAGGCACUUCUUGCCGUUGAGCUCACGGACAUUCAAUCUGCUGAUCAGCAGUGGGCCGAUGCCACGAGAUGGACUCAUCUGUGCGACACCACGGAAGCCUAUCGUGUAGCAUCUUUACUGCAGCUGUACCAAACAUUUCCAGACCUCAUUGCUCGACGCAUUCCUGGGCAGGUUGGACCCGAUGGCCUUGUUCCGAACGGCUCUUGGCUCCUGCCGCUCGCAUUGCACCUGAUUACAAUCCUGCAGAGGACACCGUCAAAUUCUGACCUACGGUGCGUCCAGCCUCUUCUCUAUCUGUCAGCGGGAAGCUGCCUUAGGUUCGAUGAUAUCCCGGUAUCUCCAGCUCGCCGGGGUUGUACUGCUGGCGAUAUUACAGGUCUAUCAGCCAUUCAUACACCAGGUUCACUGGUACCUCUACUCUCAUCGACAUAUUUGUCACAGAAAGAGGACUCAAUGGCGGAGGUACUAGAUGUAAGUCGUGCGAGAAGUCUUGUCACAGAACGGCUGGAACAACUUGAACAUUUGUUACCGCCCAAGCCCAUUCGUACAGCGAAACAGUUGAUGAAGGACACCUGGGAAGUUUUUGACGCUGAAAUUUCCCCACUUCGUAAAACACACUGGUUGGAUGUCAUGGCAUCGACAGGAUUGAAGACUCUGUUUGGGUAG
This is a messenger RNA of Neoarthrinium moseri, 2073 nucleotides long. RefSeq lists its product as uncharacterized. The record is from RefSeq and is a predicted model, not a curated record. Bases 1 to 2073 code for a protein of 690 amino acids. Gene Ontology annotation, cellular component: nucleus. The transcript has a single exon. Gene Ontology annotation, molecular function: transcription cis-regulatory region binding; zinc ion binding; DNA-binding transcription factor activity, RNA polymerase II-specific. Lineage: Eukaryota; Fungi; Ascomycota; Sordariomycetes; Amphisphaeriales; Apiosporaceae. Gene Ontology annotation, biological process: positive regulation of transcription by RNA polymerase II.